Molecule: messenger RNA, 2125 nt
Organism: Cryptococcus deneoformans JEC21
Lineage: Eukaryota; Fungi; Basidiomycota; Tremellomycetes; Tremellales; Cryptococcaceae
Product: sulfite transporter, putative
Exons: 5
Coding region: 235-1788 (517 amino acids)
Biological process (GO): sulfite transmembrane transport; transmembrane transport
Cellular component (GO): plasma membrane
Molecular function (GO): sulfite transmembrane transporter activity
Source: RefSeq, a predicted model, not a curated record
UUUCAUUCACCUGACUGCUUCUUUUUCCGAUACAUAAUACGGCCCAUCAAUCAUGCUUUGCAUGCUUGAAUGUACAGACAGACAGCAGAUCACCGUUAACACCGACUCACAAACGAUACAUCGACACAAACACAAAUAGAUUCACCACAAGUUUGCGCUGGAAAAGGCUCUCGACAGCCGACUCUAAUCGACGAUUCUCUUUCCCAGACAGUCGACACAGCCUUUGGAAAUUUUAUGGUCGUAAAAUCUACAGCGGCAAAAAAUAUGUCUCAUGACACUCGUCGUGACCAACGAAUUUCAAGGGAUGAUCAGCUAGCUUCGGUAUCAGGUGUCUCAGAGAUUACUAUCGCGGAGUCUAGCACCAGGGGCCGUCUUUCGUCGUGCGAUACAAAUCCUGCGAGUAUAGGUAGUCGCUCGCGAAAUUAUGAGGUCAAGCAUGAGCCUGUAAAUCUAUCGCGGCGAGUAAUGAGACGGGUCGAGCAUGCGAUAUUGAACAUCUCUCCAGCAUUCUUUUCUUUUAAUAUGGGCACAGGCAUCACAUCAAUUCUUCUGUAUAAUUUACCUUUCAACGGUGGCUGGUUACGUCGCCUCGGAGUGGUAGUGUUUAUUUUCAAUGUCGUCCUCUUCAUUCUUUUUGCUGUUGCCAGUGUUGUGAGAAUAUUAAGAUGGAAGGGAAUCUUCUCGGCAACGCUGAAGAACCAUUUAUCGGGGCUGUACUGGGGAACGUUACCAAUGGGCUUCAUCACAAUAGUGAAUAUGAUUGCAUUCACAUGUGUACAAAAUGGGAAGAUGGGCUGGGCCAGGACAGCGAUAGGACUAUGGUGGGUAGAUGUAAUACUUUCAGUCAUCAUCAAUCUCGGGAUGGUCUACGUUAUGAUCACCCGCCAAAAUCAUACUACCGAGGCUAUGUCAGCCGCUUGGUUGCUGCCUAUCGUCACGUGCGUUGUCGCUUCCUCUUCAGGCGGCGUGGUCUCGUCGGCUAUCAUGUCGUAUAGCCCUCAGCUCGCCAGAUCUAUCAUCAUUGUAUCCUACAUCGUCUGGGGUAUUGGUGUUCCUUUUGCCCUUUUUGUCAUCUGUAACUACCUCCAUCGCAGCUUUUUGUAUGGUGCUCCCCCCGUUGCAGCGUUGACGAGCACUUAUCUUCCUCUGGGUCCCUGUGGACAAGGAAGCUUUGGUAUUAUGGCUUUAGGCAAAGCCGUUCGCGAACUGGCGUACAACCACGGGAUAGGUUUCGCCGUAAUUCCUGAUGGUGUGGCAGAUGCUGUUUUGAGGAGAAAUAUCAUUUUGCAAAUGGCCGACGCCGUCUACACAGGAAGUUUAGUUACAGGCCUUAUAUUAUGGGGUUUGUCGUUUUGCUGGUAUGUUCUAGCUACGACAGUGUUGCUAGACCAUUGGUGGAAUACGAACAGAGCAUACUUCGGCAGAGAGUCAUUUAGUGUAGGGUUUACCGCCCUGAUUUUUCCAAUUGGCGUCUGGGCUACGGCCACAACAACGUUAGCAACUGAAUUCGAUUCAUUGGUCUUCAAAAUCCUUGGUACAAUAAUAUCACUUCAAGUCAUCUUCAACUGGAUCUACGUCAUGCUCUUGACAAUUUACAAAGUGUGUGACGGUACAUUAUUCAUAGCGCCUGAGUUGGAUAUUUUCCCCGAAAGGAAUCCGCCGUUAAGAUGGGUGAGGCAUGCUUCAGCUACGGCGAAGACUUGCAGAAAGGAGGAUAUUGAGCUUUCCUUCACUUCCACAGAGGAAAGACGUGUUGGAUUGGGGGACUCUUAUGGGGAAAAUGACUAGCAUCGAUUGGGUGCGGUGAGUGAUACGUAACGUUGAGCCAACUAUGAUCAAAAUUGAAUAUAAACAUGACAAUUAAUGUAAGCAAUAAUAGAUGACAUAACCAUAUGGAAAAAUCGACAGGAUCAUCAGCAUUAUCUACUUCCACGUUAGAAAUGUUUACUACGUACUAUUUCUUCUUUUCGAAUACUCUCCAGUGGAACCCGGCGAUAGUAUUAUGGGAAUAAUAUGUAGUAGUUAUGUGAAAUUUGUCAACGAUGAGAGAUGAACUGUAGCGCUAUAACAAAAUGGGGGUGACUCACACUAUGGUUAUUAUCUAAAACCAUCAAAGUGACAGUCU